This is a messenger RNA of Condylostylus longicornis, 1251 nucleotides long. RefSeq lists its product as uncharacterized. The coding region runs from base 1 to 1251 and encodes 416 amino acids. The record is from RefSeq and is a predicted model, not a curated record. The transcript has 5 exons. NCBI's taxonomy places the organism in Eukaryota, Metazoa, Arthropoda, Insecta, Diptera, Dolichopodidae.
AUGGUGGGUGGGCCAUCUGAAGGAUUUACAGCUGGAGUAUUUGGGGUAACAGGUGACACAGAAAUGAUUAAAGGAAGGAUUGAAGUAAGUGGAGGUAAAACAAUCAAAGGUGAAGGACCUGUGUUAGAUGGCGAAACAGGGGAGGUUAUUGGUGGAUUUCCUGGGGAAAUAGGUCCUGGAUUAAUCGGAGAUAUUGGAUUGUCCGGCACCAAGGGCGGUACAGAGAGGGGCGGAACGACUGACGGUGUACUUGGUGUUGCAGGUGAUCCUCCAAGAGGUGGAAUAAUUGGUGAAGUAGAUGAUGGAUUAACUGGCGACACCGGUGACGGAAGGACAGUUGGACCAACUGGCGGAGUUAGACCUGUACUGACUGGAGGAGCAGGAACUGGUCCUACACCCACUGAAGGAGCUGAUACGGGAGAGGGUGAUGGAAGUAUGGGUGCACCAAGUGGUGGAAUUGGUCCUGUACUCAAUGGAGGAUUAGAAACUGGAUUAGUUACUGGAGAGGGUGUGGAAUCAACUGGCGGAGCUGGUAGUGGAAGGACAGGUGGACCAAGCGGUGGAAUUGGUUCUGUGCUGACUGGAGGAUUGGAAACUGGAUUAGAGGGUGUGGAACCCACUGGGGGAGUUGAUGCUGGAUUGACUGGUGGAGUAGGCGAAGGAACAACUGGAGGAGGAGGCGAAGAGCCAAGAGGGGGUAUAACAGGAGUAACUGGAAUAAAAUAUGGCGGAAAUAGAACUGAUCUGGCUUAUAUUAUUAAUUUGGGAACUGGUGAGAGAAUUGGGGCACCAGCCACAGCCACAACCGGGCCUCCGACAACGGGUUGUGCAAUUAAAGGGCUUACUUCAACAACAGGUCCCACAGAUAGCGGUACUACAGAUAAUGGAGGAGCUACUGGUGGAAUGGCAAGAUCCGGUGGGGGUACAAAAGAAGCCGGUGCAUCUGGAAGAAGAGAUGCACGUGCGAUUGGAGGAAUUUCUGGAGAAUUUGGUAAAGCUGAUAAGAGACAAAAAUUUGGAAUUGAUGAAUUUUUGGAACCUGAAACUUUGAAAGAGUUAUCAAAGACAAAUCAAUCCGGAAGAUCAGGUUUCAAAAAGGAGUUUAACUUUUUAAUACGAUGUGACGCUUUUGGUGGUGGUUCCAAAUUAUGUGUUCCGUUACAUCAACAUGAGCCGGCAUUUGCUGGCUCGCCAUUAUCUAAAGCUACUGAAAUGGAAGAGUUUAUGAAAGAAAUAGGGCAUUUAAUAUAA